AGCUAAACAGCGAUUGGGUCAAUAAUACCACGUCAAGGAUUAGGGUGAUCUGCCUAUUGGUCUGAAUCAAAGUGACAGCGGACUCAAGCACGCUGAUUGGUCAAGAAUCGGGAUAGUUGGGAUUUAUCGCUCUUGUCACACUGGACACAAGAAAGUAUUAUAAUAGCAUAAUAGUUUGUUUGCAUAUAUCGUCUGUUUGGCAGUGGUGAUCUAUUCAACACACGACUGAAGCUCCCACUGGAGACUGUGCACUUGAAACAGAGGCCCGGCUGCUCUCUGGAGGAGCACAAGACACUGAAGAAGGAGGAAAUCUGAACAGCAAAGCCUACACUUCAACCACAUGGCAGAGCCCAACUUCCCCCCGCUGCCGGGAUUCAUCCCGCUCAAACCGUGCUUCUACCAGGACUUCGAAGAGAUCCCUGAACAGCACCGCAGCAUGUGCAAGAAAAUGUACCACCUGUGGAUGUUGAAUAGUGCUACUCUUGCGGUGAAUCUCAUUGGCUGCUUUGCAUGGAUGUUUGGUGGAGGAGGUGUGACCAACUUUGGACUGGCAAUUAUCUGGCUAAUCAUGUUCACUCCCUGUUCUUACGUCUGUUGGUUCAGGCCCAUCUACAAGGCUUUCAAGAGUGACAGCUCCUUCAACUUCAUGCUGUUCUUUUUUGUGUUCAUGGCCCAAGUUGGCAUUAGCAUCAUCCAAAGCAUAGGCAUCCCUGGAUGGGGAGUGUGUGGUUGGUUGGCUACCAUCUCCUUCUUCAGCUAUAAUAUUUUGAUUGCUCUGAUCAUGUUGGUCCCUACCAUCAUGUUCACUGCAGUGGCCUCACUGUCCUUCAUUGCGCUCACCAGGAUCCAUAAUUUCUACCGUGGCAGUGGGGGCAGCGUGUCCAAAGCUCAGGAGGAAUGGGCCACAGGAGCCUGGAAGAGCCCUCACGUCCAGGCAGCAGCCCAGCAGGCCGCCAUGGGGGCAGCUGCCGGAGCCAUGGAGGAUCAGUACUCCAGCCCACAAUAUAACGCUAACCAGAUGUAGCCUCUUCAAGACAGGGAUGUCAAAGGAAUCAUGUAACAGUUAUGCCAAAGUUCAAGCAACAGGACUAGGAAGUUUUAAUCAUUUCCCACAGUAUUAAGUACUAUAUUAAGUUGUACAAUGUACCAGAAAUGACACUUGCAUAGUUUAACAUCUUCAGUUUUUACAUUUUGGACAAAUCACUGAUUUGGAAGCAGUGAUUUCAAGCAAUUUCAUCAUUUGACAAACAAAUCGCUCUGAAUACCUGCGGGAAGCUUGUUUUCGCCUUCCUGUAAAGGGCAUGCUGAUUAGUUGCAGGGUUUUAUAUAAUUUCGUAUUCUAUUUUUGUUUUCUGUUUUUGGAGACAGUAGUUUUUAAUGUGUGUUACUGCAGUGGCUUUAGUGGGAGCUGCUAAUAUAUUAUUUGUUUAGACCUGCAGUUCUAGCCAUUUUUACAAAAGAAAACAAAAAGAUAUUUUCUUUCUCUUCAAACAACACAAACGUUAAUGUACAGUAACUGAAGCUGUGAUGAAUUUCUAACUAGUUAGUAUUAUCUUAUUUGAUUCAUUUAUCAAGGCAAUAUUAGAAUUAUAUUUUGGUGAGGAAGAAAAUGCUACUUUAAUUUUUCUUCUAUUUAAUUUUAAAGGUACACCAAAGAAGAGAUGUAAUAUUGUGACCUUAACAUUGCUACUUAAAUGACCUCAGCAAAAGUUUAUUCAUAUUUCUAUGUAGUUUAUUAAUAAUUGCACUGUGAAAGAAGAUGUUGUACCACUGAAAGGAAAACUAUCAGUAUUACAGUAAGAAACAGUGUUUUGUCUUCAGUUGGAUUUGAAGUGAACAGAAAAUGUAAACUUACUUGAAACUGACUCUUUGAUGUCCUUUGAGCUUCUGUUGUCCUGAUGUCGCUGUCACAGUAUCAGUGGUAAUGGUUCCGUGUAAUGUGCUAUGCAAGAAAAAAGACAAACGAGUGGAAUAUGUGACCCAUGAGCUGUAAUUGCCUGUUGUUUAGACAAGUGAAUGUUUUGUCCUAAAUGUCAAUUUAGCAUGUAUUCUUUCAUAAAUUGUUA
Scatophagus argus is the source of this 2066-nucleotide messenger RNA. It is a transcript of the gene scamp5b, whose product is annotated as secretory carrier membrane protein 5b. The coding region runs from base 341 to 1024 and encodes 227 amino acids. Lineage: Eukaryota; Metazoa; Chordata; Actinopteri; Scatophagidae. The record is from RefSeq and is a predicted model, not a curated record. The transcript is spliced from 7 exons. Gene Ontology annotation, biological process: protein transport. Gene Ontology annotation, cellular component: recycling endosome membrane; trans-Golgi network membrane.